Messenger RNA from Photinus pyralis (common eastern firefly), 517 nucleotides. It is a transcript of the gene Gpa2, whose product is annotated as thyrostimulin alpha-2 subunit. Lineage: Eukaryota; Metazoa; Arthropoda; Insecta; Coleoptera; Lampyridae. The coding region runs from base 49 to 414 and encodes 121 amino acids. Gene Ontology annotation, molecular function: hormone receptor binding. Gene Ontology annotation, biological process: cell surface receptor signaling pathway. The record is from RefSeq and is a predicted model, not a curated record. The transcript has 3 exons.
ACGUUGAAAGAGCUGUUUCGUACAGGGCGCCGCGACGCUUCACGCAGAAUGCUAGCGUCUUGGUUGCUACUAGCUGUAAUUUUUCCAAAUGUUUUACUUUCGUCGACGGUGAUAGCGAGGGAUGCAUGGCAGAAACCCGGUUGUCAUAAGAUUGGUCAUACGAGAAAAAUCAGUAUCCCCAACUGUGUAGAGUUUCACAUGACAACCAAUGCAUGCAGAGGCUUUUGCGAGAGCUGGUCCGUACCUUCUGGACCGAAAACCACCCCAACACAGCCGGUUACCUCCGUUGGCCAGUGCUGUAACAUAAUGGACACCGAGCCCGUGGAAGCUCGCGUCCUUUGCGUUGACGGCGUACGUACCCUCACAUUUAAAUCGGCGGUCUCAUGCUCUUGCUACCACUGUAAAAAGGAUUAACAUUAAUUUCAUAGAUGCCCAAAAUAUUACAUAGUUUUAUAGAUAAGUAUGUGAUCCAUAUACCUAAAUUAAUGUUAAUUGUCCUGUAAAUAUAUUAUACUGA